Molecule: messenger RNA, 516 nt
Organism: Thlaspi arvense
Lineage: Eukaryota; Viridiplantae; Streptophyta; Magnoliopsida; Brassicales; Brassicaceae
Source: the annotation of a GenBank genome assembly
AUGGAUGCCAAAGUUUCUGUGUCGCCCACAAGCCUCAUCGAUCAGAUUGUGGUUCCAGGUGAUGUUGUUCUUGAUUUGUCAAACAUGACUAACCAAACUAUCAAGCUCGGCAGUGGCCUCCGUCAGGAUAAUGAUGUUAUCUGUGCCAUGAGAGCUGGGAAACUAAGUUACUCGAAGCCAAAUACGUAUUGGGUCGAAAGUUCUCAUAAACGGUACGUACCUCGCCCUGAGGAUCUUGUUCUUGGAAUUGUGGUAGAUCAUAAAGCAGAGAAUUACUGGGUGGACAUAAAAGGACCUCAGUUAGGGCUUUUGCCAAAUCUUGCAUUCGAAGGAGCUACACCAAGAAAUUAUCCCAAGCUUGAGGUAGGCACUCUGCUUUUUCUUCGGGUUGUGAAGACCACCAUAGGAAGGAAUCCCGAGCUGUCUAGUAUUGACGAAUGUGGGAAAGCUGCAGAGUUCGGAACCUUAAAAGAUGGUUUCAUGUUUGAAACUUCAACUGGUCUUUCAAGAAUGUAA